Messenger RNA from Leptidea sinapis, 1745 nucleotides. RefSeq names its product endoplasmic reticulum-Golgi intermediate compartment protein 3. Lineage: Eukaryota; Metazoa; Arthropoda; Insecta; Lepidoptera; Pieridae. The transcript is spliced from 8 exons. The coding region runs from base 260 to 1414 and encodes 384 amino acids. Gene Ontology annotation, cellular component: endoplasmic reticulum membrane; Golgi membrane; COPII-coated ER to Golgi transport vesicle. The record is from RefSeq and is a predicted model, not a curated record. Gene Ontology annotation, biological process: retrograde vesicle-mediated transport, Golgi to endoplasmic reticulum; endoplasmic reticulum to Golgi vesicle-mediated transport.
AUUGUAAUACUGUAGCAGUGUACUGUAGGUACAGCUAUCCAUGUUUUUAUGAGUUUAAACUGUACACCAAAGUCAUGUUUUAUGUUCCUAUUUAUUAAAUAGGCUGCCAUAAUUUAUUAAAUAAUCAUACGUGUAUAUCUUUAUGAUUUCAAUUAACUUUAAUAGGACAGAAAACUAUCGAACGUAUUUUAUGUCUAAAACUACUAUAAAAAAACCUGAAAAAUAUAAUUUUUAUGAACUCUUUCUCUAAUUAUUUACAAUGUCACAAUUCAUAAACACAUUUAAGCAGUUUGAUGCCUAUGCAAAGACUUUGGAAGACUUUAGAGUGAAAACUGCAACAGGAGCAACAAUAACACUUUUAGGUGGUACAGUGAUGAUUUUGCUGAUUUUGUCAGAGCUACAUACUUACAUAUCUCCAAAUAUUUCGGAAGAAUUAUUUGUAGACACUUCUAGGGGUCACAAAAUGAGAAUAAAUUUUGAUAUAAUUGUUCCUAGGAUUUCAUGCAGCUAUUUAGUGUUAGAUGCUAUGGACUCUUCAGGAGAACAACACCUACAGGUGGAUCAUAAUAUAUACAAAAGAAGACUGGACCUACAUGGUAAUCCAAUUGAAGAACCUAAAAAGGAAGAAUUAGUUACAACUCCUAAGGCUAAAAAGAAUUCCUCAGAUGUAGAAAUUUAUAAAUGUGGAAGUUGUUAUGGCGCUGCUCUAAAUGAAUCUCAAUGCUGUAAUACAUGUGAAGAUGUCAAGGAAGCGUAUAAACUGCGUAAAUGGGCUCUCCCAGAUCUUGCUACGAUUGAACAAUGUAAAGAUGAUGAAUCCCUUGAAAAGGCAAAUCUGGCACUUAAAGAAGGAUGUCAGUUAUAUGGCUACAUGGAAAUCAAUAGGGUUGGAGGAAGUUUUCACAUAGCUCCCGGAAAAAGUUUUACAAUCAACCACAUUCAUGUUCAUGAUGUGCAACCGUAUUCAUCAUCAGUUUUCAAUACAACUCAUAUUAUAAGACACCUAAGUUUUGGUACUGAUAUUAAAAAAGCAAACACUGCACCAUUGGAUGGAGUUAUAGGCUUAGCCAAAGAAGGUGCUGUGAUGUUUCAGUAUUACAUUAAAGUUGUGCCCACAAUGUACGUUACUUUAGAUAAUACUGUACUACACACAAAUCAAUUUUCUGUAACUCGCCAUCAGAAAUCAGUUUCAAAUAUUAAUUCUGAAUCUGGAAUGCCGGGUGCUUUUUUCAAUUAUGAACUAUCACCAUUGAUGGUCAAAUAUACAGAAAAAGAAAGGUCAAUUGGUCACUUUGCAACUAAUGUGUGUGCAAUAAUUGGAGGUGUUUUCACAAUAGCUGGGAUUCUGGAUACAUUGCUUUAUCAUUCACUGAAUGCAUUACAAAACAAAGUUAUGUUAGGGAAGUCUGGCUAAACUUGUGUUUUUAAGAAUAUGUUAAAAUCAUCAACAUUGCACUUGGCAAACUUUGUGCAAAAAUCUAUAUCUGUUCCCUCACAAAGUGCCAUCAAAGGGACAUAGUUUUCUUUAGCUGGAUUGUAUUGAGAUCUUCCUAAUUUAUCCAAAAAUUCAUGCCUCUGCUUAACUCUAAAAUUUCUGCUCAAUAAUAUAUCAGGAUGCUGUAGUAUUCUUUCAUGUGGUAUGUUCAUAAUAUUAUGUAUAUAGUUAAACCUUUGAAAAAGUGACCUUUGAUCUGAAAUCAAAUAGUGAAUUGAAUAAACUUGUAUUUAUAUAAAAAUCUAUGAAA